GUAGUGUAGUACGAGAGUCAGUGAAGCGUUUGUACACAUUCGUAAGCGUUACAGUGUAGUUAACUCGAUGCGAACUAAUUGUUUCAUGUCGAAUAAGAAAAUAUUGAGUGUAAAAAGAUGUUUCUUAACGAACUAUAUAUUUUUCUCGAAUAUAUAAAAUAUCAAGCUGCCUGAAAAUAUUUAACAUAUUAUUCAAAUAUUAGUGAAAUCAAGGACUUUUGAUUACUUGGAGAACACUUGAUGUAGUGCAUUCCGAUUAAAAUAAGGAGGAUAGGAGGUAUACUAGAACAAAAAUUAUAUAAAAUACUUAUUGACUUGUAAAAAAUUGAUACCAACGACUACCACGAAUAGAAAGUAAAACGAAAAUAAUAAACACCCGUUUUACACGAAUUGACAAUUAAUAUUACGUAUCUUUUUCUAUUUUUCUAUAUAUUUUAUAUUCAAAAUUAUAAAUAUCAGUGGGUGAUGUAUAGCAAUUGUAAGAAUUCUCUCUAUUUUCAAUUUUUCCCCGAUAAAUCAACAAGUGGUUCCAACAAAAUUACGAUCUAGUGCAUACACGACGAUAUGAUGUAAUGCGCAUGCGCAAAGGAUGUGGACUUUUACUUAAAAUUUUUUUAUAUUUUUAGAAAAGAAUUAAUUAAGAAUUAUAAAAAAGUUAUCAUCUAAUAAAUUAGGCUACUUUGCUUUAGGCUUACGAUGGUAUCCAAAUAAUUUAUAUAUUCUUCAUUAAUAUUAACUGAUCAGUUAUACUUCUUAUUAUGAAUUUGAUCUCUGUUAAAUGAAAAAAGAAGGUGAUAAACCUAUUAAUAAAAAUACAAGUUGUUAAAAAGGUUUAUAAAAAAAAUCAACAUGCCUCAUACAUCAAGAUAUUUAGAUUACCAUAGAGGUAUGAAUCGUGAUUAUCUGACAGAUGGAGAAGAAAGUCAACGUGCUCCUUCAGACCAUACUAUGUCAGAGUACAUUGUGACCAAUGACCAUACUACGAUGGUGAAGCCAGUCAUACCGGCAAGAAAACAUCGUAAAGAAAAAUAUGACCAAAGUGAGGAGAGCAGAUCACAAAGUGCACACAAUAGUCGUGGGUCUGUAUUUUCUGGUCCAUCUCGACAUCCACUUAAUAAAAGUGCAUCACAUGGUAGUAUCUGUGAUAAUGGUUCAGAUAUUUAUGUUACAAGCGCUGCUUAUAGAACAACUUCAGAAAUAAGUCGGGGAUCUCAUCAUAGUCUUGCCCCAAGCUCUAGAAUGGAUCAUCGAGCUCCUAGUCAUUACAGUUAUGGUUCUGGGAGAUCUGGAAUAUCAACAGUUAAGACGCAAACUUCAAGGAAAGAUGGUAUUAUAAUAGAAACUAUGUCGACACCUAAUCCUUUUUGCCCAAAUACAAAAGGAAUUUGUUGUCUUAUGUUAAUUUUGAAUCUUGGUUUAAUCCUUGUAACUUUGGGUAUCAUUAUAGUUAUACAAUUCUUUCAAUUAUUGAUUGUAUGGAUUUUAGGUAUAGUUUUUCUUGUUUUUGGGUUCUUAACCUUGAUGGGGAGUCUUAUAUAUUGUGUACAUGUAUUCAGAAAUGCUAAGCAUCCACAAGAUAUAAAUCCAGAAGAUCUCUACUGGACGCGUUAUUGGCAAAAACAUGUUGGAUCUGCACCUGGAGUCUUUUAUAAGGCUGAAGACAAAUAUCAAGAAGAUGGAUAUAGCGAUCGUUAUAGUAAAUAUUCAGGCAAAUAUUAUGAUCGACAUAAUCAAAGAUACUGACGAUUUUGAAAGC
Molecule: messenger RNA, 1756 nt
Organism: Polistes canadensis
Lineage: Eukaryota; Metazoa; Arthropoda; Insecta; Hymenoptera; Vespidae
Exons: 7
Coding region: 850-1743 (297 amino acids)
Source: RefSeq, a predicted model, not a curated record